Messenger RNA from Mycena indigotica, 376 nucleotides. RefSeq lists its product as uncharacterized. The transcript is spliced from 8 exons. NCBI's taxonomy places the organism in Eukaryota, Fungi, Basidiomycota, Agaricomycetes, Agaricales, Mycenaceae. The record is from RefSeq and is a predicted model, not a curated record. Bases 1 to 216 code for a protein of 71 amino acids.
AUGGACGGCGGCCUUUCUAGACAAACUCAUAGUGUGGUCGCUGGAAACAGGACUUCUUACCUCCUCCUUUUCGCUUGUAACACUUAUCCUAUUCCACACCUUGCAUGGGAAUGUUGUUUGGAUUUUAUUCUCGACCGUUGGCGCCCGGUUAUUCUCGAAUUCCUUGCUCGCAAGCCUGAACUCACGCACUGUGCUGCGCGAGCUGCGGGACAAUAAUAACGGGCAGAUGUUGAGCUGGACAAAUCCUGUAGGUCGUAUUUUCUGCCUGCCACAUGGCUUAGUAACAGCCCACCCCCAGGACCUGCGACAGACCGUGACAAUACCACGCUUGCCGCCCAUUGCGGUCGAGAUACACACUAUCCAAAAUGUGGAGAGG